GAAAUUCUCUUGCUUCUGUUUCCGAAUCCCCAAAUUCACCGGCACUUGAUACUCGAUUCUAUCUAAAGAAGGCGAAUAGGAUGGAUUCGUAACAGUUAACUUUCUACCUUCUGUUGUGUUGUGUUGUGUUGUGUUGAAGAAGAGGAUGUGUAUAUUUGACGACUUCGACGUUGCACGCUAUCGUUAAUUUCCUCUCUUUUCUUUCCGAUCGAAUUUCUCUUCGAAAAGCCUGAUGAACUGCGAAGUCUGCCAACUCAAAGAGCUCGAUGUUGAGCACUUCGAGAUACGCGAAGUUCUUCGAUGCAUUUUGCACACUAUUUUGUUCCACAGAGCUUUAGGGCUUGUGCGUCCGAAAGACAUUGAUUUGGAACUUUUCGAGAUUACAUAUGUACAAUGCGGUGAUGUAGAACUUGAGAGGAAAAUAGAUGAGAAGAUUGAGCAAUUCAUAGACAGGGUGGAGAAGCACCCAAAUAAGAAAAAUCAGAUAUGUUUGUCCUUCUAUGAGGUCAAAAACAAACAGCCUACAUGGUUCACUAAUAAAGUUGAGCGCCUCUACUGGGAACAGUGGUACAUAAACUUGAAUGUAGCACAACACCAGAAAGGGCAUUCUGGAAAGUCUACCUCUUCCAAAAUAGUAGUUGAUCCUGGAGCUGAGGAAAGGACUGCUCGGCGUGCAGCACUAGAAGCUUCGCUUCGUGAUGUUCUAUUUCAGAUAAUUAGAUUUGUGAAUGAAAAGAAGGAUCACAUUCCUCCAGUUCCAAACCUCGAAGGUGUCUCGUUCCCCUAUGAAAUUACUAUCUCCAGUUCGUCAGAUUCUGCAUUUGGAAUGGAAAUGUUCAAGAGGAUGCUCCAAACCGGGCAUCCUACGAUGCUCAGCUGACUCGUGAGGCCCUCUAGCUGCUGUAUUUUGUCUCGAGCUCUCUGUGUUAUGUACUUGGAAUGAAUAUGCUGCCUGUGAAUAUCUUAUGCUAGAUUAUGUAAAUUGAGAUCUACUAAUUUACUGCCAAACUGAAGUUAUGUACUACUCCCUCCGUUUCGUCAUAGUUGAGUCAUUUUACUAUUUCGGGAAGGUUCUUCAUAGUUGAGUCAUUUCCAUAUAUGGUAACUUUUCACUCUCUUACUUUACUCUCUUUUACUUUAUUCUCUCUACCUUUUCCUCUCUCUUACUUUUUUUAUUAUUUAUUUAACACACCCAACAUUCCUUUCUAAAACUUCAUGCCGAAAAGUUCCGCCUCAACUAUGGCGAAACGGAGGGAGUACUUGGAAUAGUUUCUGCUAAAUCAAAAUUUGGUGCUCCGGAGAAGCACGGUGAUUGUGUACAUAUCAAAUUAUGUAAACUAUCUUAACUAUUCUUUAUUGAAAAUUUUAUUCUGGCUUUUCGAUUGAUUUUAAA
Salvia splendens (bonfire salvia) is the source of this 1393-nucleotide messenger RNA. Its product is annotated as autophagy-related protein 101. Gene Ontology annotation, molecular function: protein kinase binding. Bases 233 to 880 code for a protein of 215 amino acids. NCBI's taxonomy places the organism in Eukaryota, Viridiplantae, Streptophyta, Magnoliopsida, Lamiales, Lamiaceae. The transcript is spliced from 8 exons. Gene Ontology annotation, biological process: autophagosome assembly; autophagy. The record is from RefSeq and is a predicted model, not a curated record. Gene Ontology annotation, cellular component: Atg1/ULK1 kinase complex; phagophore assembly site.